Cavenderia fasciculata is the source of this 3486-nucleotide messenger RNA. It is a transcript of the gene pigO, whose product is annotated as phosphatidylinositol glycan. Gene Ontology annotation, molecular function: mannose-ethanolamine phosphotransferase activity. The transcript has 2 exons. The record is from RefSeq and is a predicted model, not a curated record. Lineage: Eukaryota; Evosea; Eumycetozoa; Acytosteliales; Cavenderiaceae. Gene Ontology annotation, cellular component: endoplasmic reticulum membrane. Bases 1 to 3486 code for a protein of 1161 amino acids. Gene Ontology annotation, biological process: GPI anchor biosynthetic process.
AUGAAAGAGAAUAAUAAUAAUAAUAAUAGUAAAGAUGAACAGGAUGAUGAUAAUCAACAACAACAACAACAACAAUCAAUAUGUUCAACAUCACAAUUUAAUUUAACUUAUUAUUUGGUGUAUUUAAUGUUGAUGAUAGGUAUUGGAGGAUACUUAUUCUUUAGUGGUUUCUUAUUGAUGAGAUUUGAAUUACCAAUAAAGAGUCAGUGUCGUGUUGUACCGACUGUAGAAUCACAUCUACCUCUUCUAUCAUCACCAACAGAGUCGUCGUCGACAUCGGAUGAUUUCGGGUGUUGGACGAAACCAACAUUUAAAAAGGCGGUGAUUGUAGUGAUUGAUGCACUUCGAUUCGACUUUUUAGCAAGACAGUCACCUGAUUCACCAGACUAUAGCACCUACUUUCACAAUCGGUUACCGUCACUCACCUCGAUACUCGAACAACAACCCAACAACACACUAUUGUAUCGGUUCAUUGCCGACUCUCCCACCGUCACUAUGCAACGUAUCAAAGGUAUUACAACAGGUUCUCUACCGACUUUUAUCGAUGUUGGUAGUAAUUUUGGUGGUGAUGCAAUCGUUGAAGAUAAUUUAAUCAAUCAAUUGGCAUUCAACGAUAAUAAUAAUAAUAAUAAUAAUAAUAAUAUAGCCGAUAACAACAAUAACAAAAAGAACAGUGACGCAAACAUUACAAGAGAAGAAAAAGAUAUUAGAAAAAAGGUUAUAUUUAUUGGUGAUGAUACUUGGGUAUCACUAUUUCCAAAUCAUUUCUAUGCUCAAUACCCAUAUCCAUCAUUCAACGUAAAAGAUCUUCAUACAGUAGACAAUGGAGUCAUUGAAAAUCUACUACCAACCAUCACUCAAAUGAAAUCGGAUAAUUGGCAAGUUGUCAUUGGUCAUUUAUUGGGUGUUGAUCAUGUCGGUCAUCUUCAUGGUCCCUAUCAUCCUGAAAUGAUUAAAAAAUUAUCUCAAAUGGAUCAAUUUUUAUUAUCUAUUAUAAAUAAUAUAGAUAAUGAAACAUUAUUUAUAUUAAUGGGAGAUCAUGGUAUGACAACAGAAGGUAAUCAUGGAGGAUCAAGUAAAGAUGAAACUGAAGCAGGAUUAUUUAUGUAUUCAAAAAAAAUAACUUUAAAUCAAACUGCUGCAUCGUCAUCAUCAUCGACUGAUCAAAUUGAAAAAUGGAAUCAAUUUGAAUAUAAUGAUAGAAAGGAUAUUAGAACAAUUAGUCAAAUUGAUUUGGUAUCAACAUUGUCGUUAUUGCUUGGAGUACCAAUACCAUAUGCAAAUUUGGGUACUAUUAUUCCAGAACCAUUUAUUCAUCAUAGUAUAAACGACAAUGGUGGAUGGAAGAAAUUAAUAGAUGCUCAACGUUUAAAUAGUUGGCAAAUUCAUAGAUAUGUUGAUAGUUAUUCAAAAAUAUCAAAAGAUUUUACAAAAGAUAAAUUGUCUUUAUUUUCAAGACUGCUGGAAGAAACUGAAAAAGGUUAUGCUAAACUAUUCGAAACGAAUCAACCAAAGGAUGAUCAAUUUUACAAAGUAUAUAGUGGAUAUCGUAGAUUACAAUCACAAAUUGUCGAAUAUUGUCGUGAAAUGUGGGCUACAUUCGACACUGAAUCAAUGGUUUGGGGUGAAGCUGUAUUGAUUAGUACAGGAUUGGUUAUUAUGGCCAUUAUCUAUACUAGUAUCAUGUCACCAACUACUCCACUCAUCCUACUCCCCAUUAAAACAAUCAUACUCAUGUCUGUGGUUGGGGUGAUUUCAUCACCAGUAACCUAUUUAAUGUUUUCAUCAACCAAUGAAAGUCUGCUACCAAUCAUGCUUGGCGUAGUAGCAUUAUUUUGUAAUUUUGGAGUAUUGACUAAAUUGGUACAAUCUCAUCUCCACAUGACCUAUUCCUACUCAUUCUUUUCACUCGCAUCAACCAUAUCAAUAUUGGCAGCGAUAGUGUGUGGAUCGAUUGGUAUGUUGUCAAUGAUAUUACAUGGUGCUAGUUUGGCAAGCAACAGUUUUAUAGAGUCACAACAAAAGGUGGUCAAUUACUUUUUAAUGACUUUUUGUUAUCUUGCCAUCAUCCUAUUAUUGGCCGUUAAAAAGAAUGAAUUCUCUCGUCACGAUCUAUUCAACAGUCUUGGUCUAAUCGUCACUCUUCAUCUUACUUCACCAAGUUUCCUCUCACAUCAAUUGGGUGACAUUAUCAAAUUUAAACGUGAUCCUACAACAUCUAUCGAUUGGCAUCAAUUUGUUAAUCAUUCAACUCAAUGGGUUUGGUGUGUCCCAAUCUUGUAUUAUUUAUUUAAAAUCUUAAUUUCAAAAUUAUUACAAGAACCCAAUAGUAAAAAGAAAAAUAGAUCAUCAUCCUCUUCAUAUUUUUCAUUUAAUAUAAAUAUUAAAAAAGAUGGUAUAUUGGAAUUGGGAGCAGGAUUAUAUACACGUAUUCUAACUGGACUAUGUAUGAUUUGUACAAUGGUGUAUUGGUGUUUUCAAAAUACUCAAGAUGCUAUUGUCAAAUCGCUGUUUCCAUGUUUGGUCUAUAUCAUCUCGAUUGUUGGUGUCAUUCGUAGUCUACGUCCUCUAUCCUAUACUCCUCCUCACUCGUCGGUCAAGGAUGAUGAAAAGGUAUUUCGUCAACAACUCAAAAAACUACUCUUUAAAUUGGUCGAAUUUAUCGUUUACUUUUUCAUGGUAGCUCUCUUGCUGCUCGGUCCAUCAACUCUAUCAACUUUACUUUGGUCAAUCAUUCAAAUUUAUUUUAUUAUUCAUAUCCUUAAUAAUUCAAUUAGCUCAAACAAUAAUAACAGUAGUAGUAAUAAUAAUAAUGUAAUCUUUUCAUUGGUUCAUUGGAUUGUUUCAAUUGGUUUAUAUUCAUUCCUUGCAUUGAAUCAUUUCUUCUCUACUGGUCAUGACUAUUCUUUCAACAAGAUUCAAUUUGAAACUGCUUAUAUUGGAUUUGAAGAACAUGUUUAUUGGCGUGGUGCUCUCCUCGUAUUACUCAACACAUUUAGUUCCCCCAUCCUAUUCUCAUUACUACUUCCAAUCUUUAUUAUAUUUAUUAAAUUCAACUUUGACAAAACAGAUAAUAACAAAUUAGAUAAUAGUAAUAGUAAUAAUAGUGAUAGUGAAAAUGAAUUAAUAUUAGAUCGUGAUGGUAUUGAAAUGCAAGAAAAGGAAAAUAAUAUCAAAUAUUCUUCAUCUUCUUCAUCUUCAUUUUCACAAAAAAAAAGAUGGAAAACAAAUAAUGAUAUAAUAAUUGGAUAUAUGUUUUAUUUAUUAUUUUUCCUUUAUAAUUCAGUAGUGAUUUGUUUCACGGUUUACGGUCUUCGUCGACAUUUAAUGGUGUGGAGAGUAUUUGCACCUAAAUAUAUCUUUGAAACGGUUCAACUUUUAAUGGUCUUGGUGUCUCUAAUCCUCUCAAGUGUCAUUCUAAACUAUCAUCGAUCAAUAUUACAUUUACAUGUAAAUCAAGAAUUAACUCCAAAAAAAUUAAAUUAA